Molecule: messenger RNA, 2325 nt
Organism: Vanessa atalanta (red admiral)
Lineage: Eukaryota; Metazoa; Arthropoda; Insecta; Lepidoptera; Nymphalidae
Gene: MetRS-m
Product: methionine--tRNA ligase, mitochondrial
Exons: 10
Coding region: 225-1892 (555 amino acids)
Biological process (GO): methionyl-tRNA aminoacylation
Molecular function (GO): methionine-tRNA ligase activity; ATP binding
Source: RefSeq, a predicted model, not a curated record
CAUUCAAAGAUACCUUUGCAGUCUCAAGCCUAGUAAAUAUUGUAAUUUUCCAAUUAAGAAAAUUGUUAUUAAUUUACAAAUAAUGCUUAUUAUAUAUAUAUCAAAGUAUUUCUAAUCUUCAUUACAUUAAGUAGUAAAUAAAACAAAGUUCAUAAAUGAAUUGAACACUCUAUGUCAAGUUUUAUAACCUAAACAAAUAAGAUUUUCUAUAAAUAAUUAUAAAAAUGCGAUUAUCCUUACGUUUAUUAUCGUCUGUUGUGCAGAAAAGACCUUUUUAUAUUACAACUCCGAUUUUUUACGUAAAUGCCGCACCUCACUUGGGCCACUUAUAUACAGCUGUAGUGGCUGAUGCGAUACAACGGUUUGAGAAACUAACAAAUCCUGAUUGUAAUGUUAUAUUUAGCACAGGAACAGAUGAACAUGGUACUAAAAUCCAGCAAGCGGCUGCUCAGGCUAACCUUCCUUUACAGAACUAUUGCAAUAACAUCUCCCAGGAAUACAGAGAUCUUUUUGACGAGUUUGAAGUAGGAUACACAGAUUACAUUAGAACAACUGAGGAGAGGCAUAAAAGAGCUGUGCGCCACUUUUGGAAGAAGUUAGUAAAACAAGACUAUAUUUAUAAGGCGAAAUAUGCUGGCUGGUACAGUGUUAACGAUGAAGCAUUUGUUCCUGAGUCGCAUACUAGAGAGGAAAUUACUAAAGAUGGAAAGAUAAAAGUGUCCGUAGAAUCAGGCCACCAACUGGAAUGGACUGAGGAGACAAACUACAUGUUUAGAUUAAGUGCAUUCAAAACACAUCUCCAAGAAUGGCUGAAACCAGAUGGAGUAAUCCAACCCAGUAAGUUCCAGAAACAACUUCAAGACUUUCUCGCAAGCGAUGCCUACUUCCCCGACAUCUCUGUCAGUCGUCCUUCUUCCAGAGUGCAUUGGGCUGUGCGGGUGCCGGAUGAUGAAGAGCAAAGUAUAUAUGUUUGGCUUGACGCCCUGAUCAAUUACUUGACUGUAUGCGGCUACCCGGACGAGGAGCAACUGAUGUCCCGGAGGGCUUGGCCGGCUGAUGUCCAUGUCGUUGGAAAGGAUAUUUUAAAGUUCCAUGGCAUCUACUGGCCGGCGUUCCUGAUGGCGGCUCGCUGGCAGCCGCCGAGACGCCUCGUGUGCCACUCGCACUGGACCGUGGACGGCAGCAAGAUGUCCAAGUCGCUGGGCAACGUCGUGGCGCCCCGCAGUGUGCCGGCGCCCGCCGCGCUGCGCUACGUGCUGCUGCGGGAGGCCACCCUGGCGGACGACGCCAACUACAGCGAGACGAAGCUCGUGAACAUCGCGAACUCGGAGCUGGCGGACACGCUGGGCAACCUGGCCAGCCGCGCGUGCGGCGCCGCGCUCAACCCGCGCCACGAGCUGCCGCCGCCGCACGCGCACGAGCUGCGCGACGUCGCGCGCCGCGAGCCCGCCGCGCGCCUGCUGCGCGCCCUCGAGCGCCUGCCCGAGAUCUGCCACCAACACUACUCGAGCUACCAGUUCUAUAAAGGCGUGGACGCAGUCAUCCACGUGUUGCAUUUGGCUAACCUGUUCUUCGAAACCAUGAAGCCGUGGGAGCUUAAGAAGAAACCGGAGGGGCAGAAGGAGUUGGACGUCGUGCUCCACGUCACGCUGGAGACUCUGAGGAUAUGCUCGAUUAUAUUGCAACCUAUCAUACCGAGUCUAUCGGGUCGACUCUUAGAUAAAUUACAAGUGCCUAAAGACUGUAGAUACUGGCAGCACUGCGAGAGACCUUCGUGGAGGAUAAAAGGCGCCAUAUUCGAAACUAAAAAUAUUCAAAGUGGUAAAUUCGUGUUAUUCCAACGGAUAUAUGUGGAUAAGAAAAAUGUUCAGAAGAAGAAAGCGAUUGUGUAAAUAGAAGUUUGAAAGACUGUUUUAUAAAUUGAGAUUAGUGAUACAUAUAUAUUAUAUAUAUCAUCAAGUUAUACAUUUAUUUAUUGUUGUAUAUAAAAUGUUUAGUUAUUUUGUUUUUAACAUGCUCAAUAGUUCUUGUAAUAGAUUUCUUUUUGCUACGAGAAAUUCUUGGAAAAUGGUGCCAUUUAAUGGAGCGGUUAAGCGAGUUUCCGUGCAUGUAACCGCACCUUAAGAUAUUCCAAUGAAUCUCUAGAUAUUAUAUAUAUUAUCAUAUUUACUCAAAAUCUUUGUUUUCUUGGUAACAAAAAUCAGAUAUAUUUUUAGGAACCAUUGACUGGUGCAUUUAUAUAAAAAAAUAUCAAUUAUUAACGUGUUCGACUGAUUUCGUCAUUAGUUGUGAAUAUAGUUUGUUAAAUAAAAGAUUUUAAUAUUA